AUGGGCCGGUCUGAUUUUGUUCGCCUAUGGCGAGAGUUUCAAUGGUCAAAAAGUAUGGUGUUUAUAUUGGUCGGCUUCUAUUUAGGAUCUUUAAUUGGUCUUUUCUUUCGCGUGUCCGCAAAUGGACAAGCCUCGGAAAAAGAGACUUUAGAAGAUGAAUAUCUACUCGACAAGAUAUCAAAACUCAAUUUCAAAUUUCAUUUGACAGCGAUUCUUUGCAUCCUUGUUCACAGUAUUGCUAACACCAUUAUUAAUUGCACCAACGAUGUAAAAGUUAAUAGUUACAAAUUAGCUAGAUCAAUCUGUAAGACAAGCACAAGAAACAACCGACACAAUCAACCACAACAGGUAAAUACGCCGAAGCCUGAUGUCAAUACAAUUUUGUAA
This is a messenger RNA of Rotaria socialis, 387 nucleotides long. Lineage: Eukaryota; Metazoa; Rotifera; Eurotatoria; Philodinida; Philodinidae. The record is from the annotation of a GenBank genome assembly.